Aspergillus wentii DTO 134E9 is the source of this 831-nucleotide messenger RNA. RefSeq names its product exosome non-catalytic core subunit SKI6. Gene Ontology annotation, cellular component: nuclear exosome (RNase complex); cytoplasmic exosome (RNase complex); nucleolus. The coding region runs from base 1 to 831 and encodes 276 amino acids. The transcript has 2 exons. Gene Ontology annotation, biological process: U4 snRNA 3'-end processing; rRNA catabolic process; poly(A)-dependent snoRNA 3'-end processing. Lineage: Eukaryota; Fungi; Ascomycota; Eurotiomycetes; Eurotiales; Aspergillaceae. The record is from RefSeq and is a predicted model, not a curated record.
AUGCCUCUCGACACUUCUACGACGUAUCCCCUCACCAAGCUGCGCCUGGACGGCCGUCGCUGGAAUGAACUUCGCCUCCUCCAAGCACAGAUUUCCACGAACCCUGCCAGCUCUGGCUCGUCAUACCUAUCAAUGGGAAACACGUCGAUUAUGUGCUCUGUCCAUGGACCGGCCGAGGGACGCCGAGGAGAUGCUACCGGAGGUGCAGCUGGUUCCGCGGGGGCUGUCGUAGAGGUGGAUGUCAACGUCGCAGGAUUUGCGGGAGUUGAUCGAAAGAGGAGGGCUGGAGGAAGUGACAAGCAAUCAUCGCGCAUUGCAACAACUCUACGAUCUGCCUUCCAGUCACACCUUCACACAUAUUUGUACCCACACAGCACGAUAAGCAUACAUGUGUCGGUGUUGUCAGCUGAUGGAUCUCUCCUUGCUGCUGCUGUCAACGCCUGUACCCUUGCGCUGGUGGAUGCUGGUGUCCCCAUGCCCGGACUGCUCUGUGGCUGCACAGCAGGUAUGAGUGGCAGCGCUUCGACGCCUCGUGAUCCCAACAACGACGAACUUGACCCGCUGCUAGACAUGUCGCUACCCGAGGAGCAGGAGCUCCCUUCGCUUACUGUGGGGACGACAUCGUCGGUGCCGGUGGGGGAGCUUGCGAUGGACGAUGAUGGGGAUGAAAUGAAGGUGUCGAUGCUAAUUAUGGACGCCAAGGUGCACUGCACUUAUAUUGAAACCAUGUUGGCAGUUGGGAUUGACGGAUGUGAGCAAAUCCGCGAGAUACUGGAGGGGAUCAUCAAAGGGUCGAAUCGGGUAGUCAUUUCUGGCGCAGACAAAGCAUGA